UAUUCUCUGGAAACUGUGCAGCUAUCUUGCUAUUAGUUCCGAAAUUGUGAUGAUGUAUCAUUCAUUUCAGAUUCUACAAUGUUUACGUAUCUUCCUUGAGUGAAAUGAAGAGUUUUGUAGUUUCGUAUUUUGGAAUAUCUUGACCAACCUUGAAUUUGUUUCAGAAAUGGGCACUGAGGUGCCAAAAACUCAAGAUUCCAGUGGUGAUUCUGAUUCCAACAGUGAUUCUGAGAAUAGCAGCUCGAGUGAUACCUCGGGAAGUGAUUGGGAAUGUUCAGGGAGUAAACAGAGCAGCGCACGGAAACCACAUUUCUCAGUCACCUCCUGUGAUACUGGCUUAAAACUUAAAAUAGCCGCGAUUCCGCGUAAGGUGACGCCUACCAAGCCUGCCAAACCAUCAGUAAAGAAGAAAACCAUCGAAGGAACUUUGAAGACGCCCAAAGAUGUAAAAAAGAAGGUCUCCGAGAGUAGUUCAAGUUCAGAGUCAUGCAGCAAAUGUUCUUCAGAUUCUUCAAGCGAAGACGAUCUACCAUUGAAGACUGUGAAGAAGAAUUUGCCAGCAAAAUGUUCUCCACAGAAGACUACAGUAAAGACAGCUAGGAAUUCCAUCAAGAGCGAUAGCGAUGAAGAACUUUGUAUGGCUAAAGAGAAUGCGAAAUGCAAGGAGAAACCUUGUGCAUCGAAGGCUAAUGCUAGUGUAAAAAAGACUAAAUGUGAUGAAUCCAGCAAUGACUCCAAUGCAAAGAAAGGACCAGCAAGGCAGAGAACUAAGUUUGCUUCUUCGGCAACCGAAGGCGGCGCGUGUGGCAGCACUUCGUCGUCGACUUCAUCGUCGUCUUCUUCAUCAUCGUCGUCUUCAUCAUCGUCAUCGGAUUCGGACACCGCGGACGCCGCUGGCGGCUCCGCUCAUGCUUCCGCCGAUGAUUCUAGUGCUGCCCUUGCCGCCGCUUGUCAAUUACAGGUCAUCGACGAUGCGGACCUUGCGGAACUAUUUCCGGAACAAACAUCGAGCGCGCCGGCGCAACAGCCCAAUUUCUCAGCCUUUCCUGUUCACAACGCGUCGCCGGAGAGCGACAACAAGUCUAUAGCUGAUAAUGGUGAUGGGUCAAGUAGUGAAAUGGAGCUUCCGCCGCAGCUAGUGUCAGCUGCGAUACAGAGAGCUACGGCUGACUCUUCUGGGUCUGAGAAUGAGUGUUCUAACUCUGACACUGUUCAUCAAAAUGCUUCGCAUUACGCAUCUAGCUUACUGCAACAGUUUGUUGCAAAAACUCAACUUCUGAGUAGUACUGCUCCUCUUACGUCCAUUAAUUCUGCAGCAGCAUCUUCUUUAACGUCUGCACUUAAUACAAAUCCAUUAAGUGGUGUUGGUACUAUAAACGAAUGUGUCCUAGAUCAAAUUAAUAAUCUGACAGAUAUCCCACCAAUUGUGCCAAGUUUUUUAAAUACUACUCAACAUCUGAGUCCGCAGCAAACAGAAGAGCUCACUCAAAUUAAUAAAGACCUGGAAGAGAUAACGGCUGGUACAGAAUCAGUCGGUUUAUCAAUACCAAACCCACUAAGCCUAGAAGAUUGUGUGGACAAUAAUGACUUCAUGAACUUGGAUAUAACGUCAGGUGGCUCAGAGCUCGGCAGUGCUAGUGACUUCUUAAAAAGUUCGCCCAUAACAGUGGCCAGUGCAGAUUCAGGCCCUAUGAAUCAAAUAGAUUCUCAAAAAUUAGAUACGAUCAGUACAAAUUCUGUUGAAUCUCAGGAAGAUGUUAAAAAUGUCAACGUUGAAUCUAGAAGAAAACGUGGAAGACCCCGAAAGGUCAGAAAAGUGGAAGAAUAUGACCAUAAAGGUACUGAAUCUCAGAAAGAAGCUAAGUCCAGAGAUAAUGCUAUAAAUGAUUUUCACAACAAUAAUGACCCACCUAAUGUUUCCCCAGACUCAGGUAUCUUGUCAAACCAUAAUUCGCCUACCCAUUCACCGUUACGGCGACAUGAUAUGGAUGAAAGUCAUAGUAAUAGUAGGCACAGUAGAAAGUCCAUUCAAAAGGAAAAUACCACAGUUGAAAGGCAACGUGCACGAUCUAAAUCGAAAACCCGUAGUAGAGCACACAAUAGAUCAGAUUCGAGUGAUUGUGACUUCUCGAAAAAACGAAUAGAAAAUGAGUUAAAGCAAAUUAAAACAGAAGCUCCUUCUCCUGUCCCACUAAAACAAGAGCAAAAUAAAUUAGAAAAAACCAGGAAAAAUGAUCAUAAAUUAGAUAUAGCUGCUUUAGAUAGAAUGUUAUAUGCUACUGAUAGAGUAUUAUAUCCGCCAAGAAAAAAAGUUGGACGAAAGCCACAAAAUAAAGCAAAAAGUACGAAAACUACUAAAACAUUGAGAGAUAAAAACCAAUACGACUCAGCGGAUAGUGACGAUGACUCAUUACCAUCUAAUAGAUCAGUAUUAUCUGGAGUUUAUGCUAAAAGAAAAGAAGUGAAUAGUAAAUUAGCAACUUUACCUAAAAACAACAAGAGUAAUAAACCAGUUAAUAAUUCUUGGAGAGAUCAUCAAAGUGAAAAUGAAGCAGCCGCUGACGAUCCGCUGGACCCAACAUGGAAACAAAUAGAUUUAAAUCCAAAAUUUAAAGAUAUACUAUCGGGCUACAAGAGUGAUUAUGAGUUUAAACCUUACAAAAGUUGUAGUCGACUCAUAGAAUCCGGAUAUAAGAGCGAUUACGGUUGCCGAUCAGGCUAUAAAAGUGAUUGUUAUCGUUCUGGAUACAAAAGCGAUCAUAAGUCUGGCUACAAAAGUGAUAAGUCAGGAUAUAAAACCGAUUACAGUGUAAGAAGUAUGCGAAGGCGUAUGAGAAAGCUCAAGAAGACUCGGUCGGUGAGGAAUAGAUCUUACUAUAAAAAUCAAAAACACUUCGUUUCCGAUCAAGAAAUUCUACUUUUAUCAAAUGAAACAUUCAGCAGUCUCACUCUUGGACACAGUUCUAGUGAUUCUGAAUGUGAGACAUAUUUACGGAAACCUAACGCUAGUCCAAAGUAUGUGAGUGUGUGUACAAAAUAUCCAUUACCGUCAAAAUAUAACUACGGUUUUACAAAAGCAAAUCAAAAACACGUAUUGAGACUAAAUGUAUCUGAUCCUUUUGCUCCAGGACCAGUAUUUAGUGGCUUACAAAGGCCGGUUACGACUUAUAAUAUAUUUAAAGUAAGUCACAAUAAUAAUAACACCUUAUUAAAAUCUCCUACGAAGAAUACGUAUGUAGGUAACUCUUUACCGUCACUUAAACCUUUCUUCUCACACAAGUUUGGAGUUUCACCAAUCUGUACAACAAAACAAUCCAAUUCAAAGAAGGACAGUUCUGCAAGUCUAAGACUUUUUACAAGAACGCUUUCUCCUAAGAAUCGUAAACAAGUAAAAAAAGAUUCGCCGUCAAAGAAAGAAAAUUCUACAAAACCAUUACCCGGAAUUUUCGAAAAAUCUAAAAACUCAUAUAUUCCGAAUAAAUCUUUGUUGAGAAAUGUAUUUUUAAAUUUUAAAAAACCAAACAUUAAGCCCACUUAUCAUAUUAAGAAGCAUAGAAGAACAGUUGUACUCGCACCACCCAAAAUUAACUUAAAACCUGCAGAGCGACCAUCUCGCGUAACUAUUAAAACUGAAAACAAGCACCAUAGGCACAGAAGUAAAAGACGACACCGCUCCAGAUCAGUUUCGAAAUGUCGAGAAUCAUAUAGUCGAAAUUCUGUCGACUCCGUUGAUCAAAAAUUCACUCAAGAUAUGGAUGGCCUUAUAUCAAACUUUAUUAAACUUUGCCAAAUUGCACCUAAGUUUAUUGUGAACACACAAGCUAUUGCACAGAAGGCUGUAGAAAAAGAAAAACCACCGGCUGAACCAGCACCGCCUGCAAAAGUAAUCAAAAGAGUGUCUAAGAAAAGAAAAACAUCAGAUAAUCAAGAAAUUGCUACACCGACUUCAAAACGAAGACACAAAAAACAGUUAACUGAAUCACAAAACAAAGGCAGUAAAGAUACUAAUGAACACAAACUACCUUUAAAGAAAAGACAUUACCAUAUAAAUUCGUCUACAAGCAACGCAUUAAGUCUUAGUUUAGUCACAGCUGAAUUUGAUGACAAUCUAAAAACUGUUAGCCCUGAAAAAUUUUUGUGCACCGAAACGGAUUGCAUGGGGGAAAUACAUAAUAAUAGCAAUGACGAUUCAUCUAAACAGAAGAAUUCGUCAGAAAAAGCUAAAAAAGACUCAAAAAACAUUUGCUCUAUUACACAAGAAGCUAAAAACCUCAAUAAUGAAUCGUUGCCAAAAUCAACAAAAGCGAAUGCAAAUACUGCCGAAAUGGUACCCACCACUGAUGAUAUUUUAAACUCUUCAGUGUCGGCAAGUAUGAUUGACGACGAUCUUAUGAUAAAGAAACCCACGCCAGAACAGUCUGAACUAUCAAAGAAAAUUUAUGAAACUUCAGAAAAACUCAGAGCUGUUCAUAAAAUGGUUCAUGAUUUAGAAAAAUGUUUACCGAAAUCUAAAGAAUCUGAAACUAAAGCAGAAUUAUCAAAGAGUGAAACACAUCGGAUUUCUUCACCAAGAUCGGAAGCCAAAUUAUCACCAAUUCGCAAUCCAGCCCCUAUAGCAACACCCAAAAAACGCCACAGAUUAGAAGCAGAAAAAGUAACAUCACUUUCUAAUUUAGAUCAAGUGGUACAAUCAUUGUCGAAAAAGUUAUCUGAAGACAAAGUAGUUAACACUAAUGUUACUAAGGAUAUAAACCAAAAUACAACAAAGGAAGAAGCUAGUGAAAGUGAAAAACCUAAUGUUGCAUUAUCUACAGCACAAACAAACGUUAACAAUACAACUAUUGAUCCACUCAAGAGUAUGUCAGCUCGUUCUUUAUAUAAAAGUUCUAUUCCACCUGCUCAAAAAUCUGAAAUAAUGACUAGAAAAAAGAACAGACUUGAGGGUCUUACCAGCAAUUUAGUAUCAAAAAUUAACCCAAGUGCAGCAACUAAAGUUCUUGAUACACUUUUGAAUAACAACAUACGAAAAUCAAUUGAAUCUCGAAUUCUUGAAAAAGAGAAAAAUAAUACGGACUGUGGAAACAAAGUAUCUGACGAAAAGACUAAAACCAAAGAUUCAUCACAAAUGAAUACAAGAGCAAGUGUUAUUAAAUCUCCUGUGUCUAAAAGUAAAGUAAUGGAUAGUAAAAAGACUAAAGUGGCGGAAAUUAUAAUAGAAAGAUCUAUAAUUGUAAAUGUUGAUAAACCGACAGGCAUAUUUGAAUCAUCGAUUGACUUAGAAGAUCAAAUACCUAAAUCUUCUAUUUGUGUAAGCAAUGGUUUAAGUGACAGCCAUAAAGGUAAACAUAAAAUCAAAGGGAUCGAUAGCAAAAGCUCAAAUUCUUUGCUAGCACCUAUAGACACCGAAUCCGAUAUUCCACUAGCAUUAAUUUCGGAGGCGCCUGAACCUAUUAUUAGGCCUAAAAGAGGUGAGUCUAUAGCGUCAGUUUUAUCUGAUAAAAUACAAGAAACAACAGGUGGUCAUAACUUACGUCAAACUAAAAGAACUCUGGCUGGCGAAUCUGAAGAUUCUAAUGAUAAGAAAAAGAAGAAAACCACAAAUAAUUUAAUACGCGAAAGUAAAUUAGUUCUGCCAACAAAAGUAAUGCUUCCUAAACUUUCAACGGAAAAAUUACUUGCUUCCGAUCCAAAUAAAAAAGCAGUUUUACCAAUUGAAACUAAGGAACUUACUCCCACCACCGUUACGAAAACAACAGAAACGUCUAGAAAGCGUACCAGAAGACGAAAAGCAAUAAAUAGAACCGGUUUCCCUAGCAUUAAGAAAAAGAAAAAGAAAUUGGAACCGAGUCUUAAUGUCACCUCCGAAAGUCAUUUUACCUCUGAGGAUAAUGAUCAUUCCGCAUUCGAAAGAGUACCGAAAGAUGGUGAAGCUAUGAGUAGUUUCUUAGAACGGACUACGAAUAGGAAACUAGAACUGAAAGUUGUAUUGAAUAAAGACGAACUACCGAAACAAGGCCGGUUGACCGUAGUAGCUCUCGAAAAAUUGCAAGGCAAAGAAAUAUUAUCAAAUUCUAAAAGUAUCCAAAUUGAAAAGAGUGCAAAUGAGAAAAAGGUUGGAGGAUCCUCUAUCUUAAGAGCUCCUUCUUUACAACUGAAACAGAACAAAAACGAUAAAGAAGUUAAGAAUCACGUAAACAAAUGGGAAGUUCUUAGUGAAAGUGAUAGUAUCCCCUCCUUGACGAGUUCUUUGAGCAACGACCCUGAAGACAGCAUACCUUUAAGUUUACUGAAUUUGAAGGCUGACAAGCAUACUAGUCGAUUGGAUAAUUUAGAAAGACUGAAACGUAAGACAAGGGCUAUGUCACCUUCCCAUGAAAUAGAAGAAAUAUUUUCGAAACGCAAAAAUGUUGAAAAGACUACAAAAGAAGGCUUGAGGCCCAAGUCAAGUUUGGCAAUCCUAUAUCCAAGCGACAGGAGAUUUACGAGAAGUUCUGAUAACACAGCUGACGAUGGAAAAACUAAAGCUAAAAAAGUUGAAAACAAAAAACCUGUGCCAGAAGCAUCAGAAAAAACCACCAAACCAUUGAGCAUUGUCACGCGAAGAAAAUCAAGAUCUUGUCAUGUUAACAAGAAGGUCAAUGAGAUACAUUCCAGUUCACGUGAAAGCUCAUUGGACACCGUCAUCAGCCGGAGAAUACCAUCUAAAUCGCGCGAACCGUCCAUCGACCACCUACAAGACCACGAUGAGAACGACCCGUUGCCUCUCAAUGAGAAGGAAAUUGACUUUGAGAAAAGCAUCGACGUGCUUUCGAAGAGCAUUAUCUGCAAGAAACGAGUUGCAUCUUCGCGUGACGAAAGCCCAGUUAAUGGUGUUGAUGGUCGAGACAAACCGGUUGUGUCCAAGAAAAAUCCUCGUCUAAGAAAGAAGUUUUUAGCCGCUGGUCUGUUCUCAGACUAUUACAAAGAAGAUCCAAAGCCCGAAGGGAAGGGCAAGAAUCUUGUCACCCAAACGGAAUUUCCACCUGGGUUGCUGGGUCCACCGCCUUAUUGCGAACGAUGGGUACGACGUAGUAUGCAACACUUCUCGCUGCCUUACGAUAUAUGGUGGGAACAACAUUACAACCAACCUGUACCAUCCUGGAAUUACAAAAAGAUACGCACGAAUGUGUAUUACGACGUGAAGCCAUCGGCGGAAGAGUGCGAGAGCGUCGCUUGCAACUGUGUGCCGUCUUCGAGUUGCAACGAGGAUUGUAUCAACAGACUUGUGUAUUCCGAGUGCUCGCCACAAUUGUGCCCUUGUGGAGACAAGUGCAAAAACCAACGCAUCCAACGUCACGAAUGGGCUUCAGGUCUCGAAAAGUUCAUGACGGAAAACAAGGGGUGGGGAGUUCGUACUAAGAACCAAAUUAAGUCCGGCGAUUUCAUACUCGAGUACGUCGGUGAGGUCGUCUCUGAUAAGGAGUUUAAGGAGCGUAUGGCGACACGCUACGCACGCGACACCCACCAUUACUGUCUACACCUAGAUGGUGGGCUUGUCAUUGACGGUCACCGAAUGGGUGGUGACGGCCGUUUUGUCAACCACUCGUGCAGACCCAACUGUGAAAUGCAGAAGUGGACUGCCAAUGGUACAUUUAGAAUGGCGCUGUAUGCACUGCGGGACAUUGAUCCUGAUGAGGAGCUGACAUACGAUUAUAACUUCUCGCUAUUCAACCCGGCUGUUGGACAACCCUGCAAAUGCGAUUCGGAGGACUGCCGCGGUGUCAUUGGCGGAAAAUCGCAAAGAAUCACCAAACAACCAGUGAAAACUCAAUCGAGAACGCCAUCCAACGCAUCGAACCAGUCCAACAGUUCCAACGGGAACCAACCGCGGGUCGGCAGGCCGCGGAAAGCCGUCAAAUGCAACAAGAAGUCCGAACAACAAAGCGUCAGCGCUUGCGACAUCAAGAAUAUGACGAUACUCAAGUACCAGCAGCAUCUGAACAAACUCUGGCAGGAGCCUCAAAUGAAACCCCUUACUGCGAAAGAGAGAGCCUUGGUGAAGGAACGGCAUUGCUUCCUCUUUAGGAAUUUAGAAAACGUACGUCGUACUCGGGAGCGUCUAUCCCUUCCAAUGCCACCUUCUCCGCCUAACUCUGCCCCGCCCCCUCCACCGCCUCCCGUCACCCCUCAACAAUCAGUCGCCAGCACCCCUGUAGUCACCAACGUGAACCCACUAACACUUCCCGAUACAAUGAACCCCCAAGUGUUCCUAAAGAGGCUGCAGACUCUACGAGCCUCGAAGGAAGAAAACAUGAAAGAGUUGAUACGACUACAAGACGAUCAGAAUGCCGACGUCAAAACGCGGCUAGGAAGAGUUUUCAAGGCAAUCUUUAACGCAGUUAUUGCAGUAAAAGAUGACGAAGAUAAACCGGUUUGCUCGCUCCUACUAAAACUGAGACCGAGUCAAACAAAGUCGGACGCAACUGCUGUAUCGGACCUUAAUUCGAUACAGAGCAAAAUAGACGCCGGUCGCUACGAGAGCGUUGCGCAGUUCGACAGCGAUGUAAAUGGACUGUUCACCACCAUCAUACGUGAACACGGCAAGAUGACGGCCUUAGGAGCGGCAGCCACGCAACUGAGGAAGGUUUACAACGCUACAAAAUCAGAUUUCGCUGAAUACUUGUCUAAAACACUUGGUCCAAAUGAAUCUUUACCAACCGGCUUCGUCCAAAAAACUAAAUCUGAGGAAGUUAUCCUGUGCAUCUGCGGCCUGCACGUGGAGGAGGGUCUCAUGGUGCAGUGCGGGCAGUGCGGCGUGUGGCAGCACGCGCGCUGCGUACGCCUCAACGCGGACUCGGCGCACGACGACGCCGCCCACCACUGCCACUACUGCACCACCGAGCAGGUCGACCGUGAAAUUCCCCUCGACGAAUACACAGAUGAAGGUCACCAAUUUUAUCUUUCCUUGAUGCGAGGUGACCUCCAAGUGCGUCAAGGUGAUACCGUAUACGUUCUACGGGACAUACCCAUAAAUGACAAACGUCCGGACGUUAGCCAGAAGAACGGUGAAAAGAGCGAUUCGCCAAAAACAAAGCGUGUGGAUCGAAAGAAACUGAAAAUUGCGAAAGGGAGUAAGAGUGAAGAGAACACGCAGAAUAAGGAAGGCGAAGUCCGCAAGCACACUUACCAAACGAUCGGUGAAGUGCCGGUCUCAGAGCUAGACAUAUUCCGCGUGGAGCGCCUGUGGAAACACAAGGACACGCACGAGAGAUACGUGUACGGGCAUCACUACCUGCGACCGCACGAGACCUUCCACGAGCCCACCAGAAAAUUCUUCCACAAUGAAGUAAUGAGGGUACCGCUGUAUGAAGCAGUCCCCAUAGAACUCGUCAUGUCCCAAUGCUGGGUCAUGGAUCUCAAUACGUUUUGCAAGGGUCGUCCGGUGGGUGCAUCGGAGGAGCACGUGUACAUCUGCGAGUUACGCGUGGACCGAUCGGCGCGUCUGUUCACCCGCGUGUCGCGACCCAAGUACCCAUUGUGCACCAAGCCUUACGCGUUCGACCACUUCCCGUCGAGGCUGAAGCUUACACGCACUUAUGCUCCCCACGAGGUCUCGCCUGAGUACCUCAAAGGAAGAGCAGCAAAGAGCGCCACACCGGCUGAGAAACCUAAGAAUACUCCAGAAACCAAGAAAAAAUCCACUGCAACAUCUGCAGCGGCUGCACCCAAGGCACUAACACCGGCCGCGCGACGUGAACAACAAAAAGAUCGCGUGAACAACAUCGCAAGGCGACUGCUGGCGAGAGGUGGGCAAAGGGGGGCUGUUGAUGCUUCAUACCUACUUGCACCCAGAACAUCAAGGGUGCCUCGGCGACCUAGAACUAGACCAUCCUGACCCGCACGAGCUUGCACCACUUGCCCUUUAUAACGGUGCUGAACAAGUGUUAAAUAGUGAAAACUGAUAGCCCAAAGUGAACGAAAGUGAUAUAAUGGCCUAACGUGCCCAUUGCAACAAUGUAAAGUUUAACAUGAAUUGUUGUCAUGUUAAACGUUGAUACUGGGACUUCAAGCCCCAAGAAAAUUAUGAAAAACUGUUAUUAAUGUGUCUAUGAAUUAUAGAUAGCGUAAUGGCUUAGCUUUGUUUCCUCAAGCAGUCGCAACCUACGCAUGCACCACAGUUAUAAACAUAACAGUAUACUUACCAUACAGCAAUAAUGAUCGCCUCACAGAAUUAUCCAAUACAAGGAUAUUUUGUCAUUGCAUGUUAAAUGCAUCUAGGUUUACCUAAAGCUAAGAGUUAGGGACUAUCUUUUUAUUCUAAUAAAACAUCGUUAUUUGGUUCACCAUAGCUAAAAUGAAAUAUGCACAAAGAAUGUGUCUUCACACUAAGGCACUAUGUAAAUACAUAAUUUUAUUGCAUCUAAUGCAACUAGUUUACAUCUAUAAUUGUAAUGUAUUAUUGUAUAAUGGAUUUAAGCUAAAUUAGGAAUGAUGCAUUCAUGAUCACUUACUAAAAUAUAAUCUUUUUUGUUGUAAUUUGAUUGAAUAAUAAAGCGUCAUUGUAUGUCAGGGUACUGAGUAGAUAGGAAUUUCAUGGAAAAGUAAGGUUAAGGUUUGAUCAAAUUACAAUGAGAUUCACGAUAAUAUUACUUAAGUUGUACAACUGUAUAGCCACAAUGUAUCAUAAAUAUCACAUUCCUUGGCUCUAAUAGUCUUACACAGUUGGACUAUGUUUGAACUGCAAGUCAUAAGUUGACCUAAGUGCAUUGAAAACGCCAUUGGAUUGCAUAGAUUUGCAGGUGACUUGCUGUUCAAAUAGUCUGUAAGCAUGGACUCUAUGGUUUGAGACAAUAAUAAGGAUCAGCUUACAUAGCUGGGCAUGAAGUAUGGAUUGCUAACUCGAAUCUCUUGUAGCUUUUGUACAUAAGUUUGUAAUAUUUCCAUCGUAAAAUAAAAUAAUAUUUUUGUAAUAUACAUAGUUAGUUACUAGAUAAAGUACUUGUUUUCUUAUUAACGUAAUAAUAUUAAACAUUAGGUACCUAUUAAGAGUUAAGUUAAACUUAUUAAUUUAUU
Pararge aegeria (speckled wood butterfly) is the source of this 11052-nucleotide messenger RNA. It is a transcript of the gene ash1, whose product is annotated as histone-lysine N-methyltransferase ash1. The record is from RefSeq and is a predicted model, not a curated record. Gene Ontology annotation, molecular function: chromatin binding; histone methyltransferase activity; protein binding. The transcript has 22 exons. NCBI's taxonomy places the organism in Eukaryota, Metazoa, Arthropoda, Insecta, Lepidoptera, Nymphalidae. Bases 167 to 9874 code for a protein of 3235 amino acids. Gene Ontology annotation, cellular component: nucleus.